Molecule: messenger RNA, 2352 nt
Organism: Ogataea philodendri
Lineage: Eukaryota; Fungi; Ascomycota; Pichiomycetes; Pichiales; Pichiaceae
Exons: 1
Coding region: 1-2352 (783 amino acids)
Biological process (GO): P-body assembly; deadenylation-dependent decapping of nuclear-transcribed mRNA
Cellular component (GO): P-body
Molecular function (GO): RNA binding
Source: RefSeq, a predicted model, not a curated record
AUGUCCUUUUUCGGAUUCGACCCAUCCGGUCCGCCUUCGUCAAAGUCGAAGGACCGGAAACUCGAAACCUACGAUUUCGAAGAAACUUACGAAGGACUAGGAGACCAAGAUGAGGAUGCAUUCAAUGACGAGACCUUUGGAGCAGAUACAAACGAGAUUGGCACCAAUUUCGAUUUCUCCGGCGGUCUUAAACAACCGGCCCAGUCACAGGCCGUCAAUCCAGGUUUGUCGUAUGCCAAGGCCGCCCAAGUUGAUCAAGUCGUGGGCCCAAUGGCUUCCUUGUGGAAUGACGAAGCGAAACCAGCCUCUGCUCCUUCGUCGCAACCGGUUCCAGAACAGAAAGUGCUCUCAUUGGAAGAAAUUGAAGCCAGACUGCGUCAACCACAGCAACAGGUGCCCCCGGUGCCCCAAAUGCCUCAGAUGAACCCAUACAUGUUCCAACAACAACAGCAGCUUUUGGCCGCUGCAAUGGCUUCGGGACAAUUCCCUAACCCUGCCGCAGCCAUCCAGGCCUUGUCGCAGGGAUAUGUUCCAUCUUUUCAGUCCGGAAUGAUGCCAUUCAUGCCUUUCCAGAUGCAGCAAAUGAUGCAACAGGGAGCAAUGUCCCAGGGCUUCCCAAAUCAGCCUCCUCAACAGCCUCCAGCUCCACAGGCUGCUGCAGCUCCACAAUCUCAGCCAGCUCAACCAGUUCAGUCUGCACAGCCGGUACAACAAGCUCCUUCAGCCCCAGUUCAGCCAGAAGCUCCAGCCAGUCAGCCUGCACCAAAGGAAAUUGAAAAGACUUCAUCUCCACCUCAAGCACCAGCCUCGGCACCAGCACCAGUCUCGAGAGUGACAAAGACAGAUGCUGCUCUUUCUGGCGACUUCCCAGCCUUUGGCUCGGAUGAAAAGCCACGGAGACCAAGACCACAGAAACAAAGCUUGGACAGUUUAUCCAAAGACGAGAAAGAAAAACUUUGGAAAAGACAACACAAAGUCUCGGCGAUCAUCAGAUGUUCAGGAUUCAUGAACCCUAGAGAUAAAGAUUUCGUCACGAGAGUGCAAUUAUCUCAAAUUGUCACUGAUGACCCAUACAAUGAGGAUUUCUACUGUCAGGUGUACAAAGUCCUCAACUCCUCGGUUGGUGAAGAGGAUAUGAACUCUAUUGCGCAGAAGUACUUGGACCAAUCUGGUCACAGACUUGGAGGUAGAGAGAAGAGAGCAGACGUUGCUUUGCAAAGAAUGCAGCAACAGGUUUCUAAAGCUGUGACUGUUGCGAAGGAGCGUGGAGAAAGAACCGGUGUUCUUACCAGAGAAGGUGCCCUUGGUAAGGUUUCCGUCAGCUCGGGUAAGCAGCCAAGAAGACAAUUGGUGAUCAACAGCUCCGAGAAGUCGGACGAAGUGGUUGUUCCUAAAGAGAACGUGUACUCUAAGUCGUCUAGGGCUUUCCAAUUGUCCAUUAUUGAAAACAUCUACUCGCAGAUCCUAAAGCUCGAGUCCCUAGAGCGUGAGGACCAAAGCCGCGACUCUAAAGACCUUUGGAAUGCUCUUCGUCUCUCUGAUAAAAUCGAGACCUCCAAUACCCUUGUUCCUCCAUUCAUUUCUGUUCUUUCCAUUGACAAAGCCAUGAAGGUUUUCAACAGACUGUUCCAUUUCCUAGACUCUCAGCAGCAAAUUGAGCUGAUUGAGAUCAUUUUCUCAAACUUACAAAACAUCGACGUGGUGAUGAAAGGCUCUUAUGCCAACUACGUGGAAAGCAACUACGAAAUUCCGGAAGCUGAGGUGAAAAAGAUUGAGCUUUUCCAACUCACUGUGAUGAAGACGUUGGUCUUAUUUGUUAGUGAGUCGAAUUUCCAGCAAGUGUUGCGGUUUAUCGCCCACAUUGUGGAGAAUGGAAGCAAUAACAUUCUUUUCUUGACCACGACCAAGAUCGGACUUUCUCUAAUUACCAUUCUUGUUUCCAGGUUGGAGUUGAUCAAACAAGAAUAUGCAGGAGGACUUAGUGCACAGGAUCUGGCCCAAUGGCAAACAGUUUACGACCAUCUUUUCCAGGCACUGGAAGGAAGACUUGCUACUAUCUUCCCGCCUUACCUCUCCAAUGAUGAUUCACGCAAGGUGCGCAACUCCCAAUCGAACAGUGACGAUUCGUACAUCUGGCAAUUCUUGGCCUCCCUAUCUCUUGCUGGGCAAUUGAGUCACCAAAGAAUUGUUGUGGACGAAAUCAGAAAUGAAAUCUUUGGUAGUAUGGGUGUCAGUAAGGCUCUGAAGGAGUCUGGCGAUUUACAAACCGCCGACAAGCAUCUGACCAACUUGAACCUGUUCCUCAACGUUAUGGGAUUGAAGGCCUCGGACUCGGAUAUUACAGAACUGUGA